Molecule: messenger RNA, 1452 nt
Organism: Thalassophryne amazonica
Lineage: Eukaryota; Metazoa; Chordata; Actinopteri; Batrachoidiformes; Batrachoididae
Product: glycoprotein endo-alpha-1,2-mannosidase-like protein
Exons: 4
Coding region: 104-1438 (444 amino acids)
Cellular component (GO): Golgi apparatus
Molecular function (GO): alpha-mannosidase activity
Source: RefSeq, a predicted model, not a curated record
ACAUGUAGAUAUUUUGAGGAGCCCACAGAGAUUUCUUUUCCCUCCUGAUCUUGUCCACGCCGCGUGCCUCUUUUGGGAGGGAGCUGGCCCAUUCCCGACGGAGAUGGCAAGAUUGCGCAAGAAAGCUUGCAUUGCGCUUUUUCUCUUCACGCUCUUCGUCUUCGGGACUAUGAUGGGUUUAAGGACUCUAAAACCCAGUGACGGAUUCUCGGAUCUGGCUCCGGGCUUUGCGCUUCUGCCUAUGAUCGCGGGGAAAAUGGACCGGCCAUCCGCGUCCCGUGUCGGCACGGCGUCCCCCGGUGAAGCGCAUCCGGCUGGCAGCAACACCAAAUCGGUUUUAUCCAGCUCCGGCACCGAGGGCGCAGUCUUUCACGAUAUCCACAUUUUCUACUACACCUGGUACGGGAACCCGCACACGGACGGUAGAUACAUCCACUGGGACCACGUCCUGGUCCCACACUGGGACCCCAAAAUCGCUGCCAGCUACCCAAGAGGGAGGCACAUGCCGCCAGAGGACAUCAGCUCCAGCUUCUACCCUGAACUUAAUCCGUACAGUUCCAGGGAUCCGGAGGUGUUGGAGUCCCACAUGGAGCAGAUCGUGGCAUGUGCAGCAGGGGUUCUGGUGCUUUCCUGGUAUCCUCCUGGUCUGGCUGAUGACAACGGCGAACCCACUGAGGAUUUUGUACCAGCUGUACUGGAUGCUGCGUAUCGACACAAUCUGAAGGUUGCAUUUCACAUCCAACCAUACAGAGGACGCAACGACCAAAGUGUCCAUGACAACAUCAAGUACAUCAUUGACAGAUAUGGUGAGCACGGGGCCUUCUACAAGUUCACUUCGAACAUAGGGAAAAGUCUUCCUCUGUUUUACAUCUAUGACUCCUACUUGACUCCUCCAGAGGCCUGGUCUGAAUUUUUGACUCCCACCGGCUCCCACAGUGUGCGCGGCUCAGCUUACGAUGCCAUUUUCAUCGCUCUGAUUGUGGAGGAGCACCACAAGCACGACAUCCUGGCAGGCGGCUUUGAUGGCAUGUACACUUACUUUGCCUCCAAUGGUUUCUCCUUCGGCUCCUCUCAACAGAACUGGAAGACCGUCAAGGCCUUUUGCGACGGUAACAAUCUGCUCUUCAUCCCGACCAUAGGACCAGGCUACAUUGACACCACCAUCAGGCCAUGGAACAACCACAACACACGCAACCGGGUCAACGGCCGGUAUUAUGAAACAGCUCUGCAGGCGGCGCUGAAUGUGCGACCUGAGAUUGUCUCCAUAACAUCUUUUAAUGAAUGGCAUGAAGGGACGCAGAUAGAGAGGGCGAUGCCCAAAAAAACAGCAACCCGCAUGUACUUGGACUACCAGCCACACGGGCCUGAUCACUACUUGGAGCUGACCCGCCACUGGGCGGAGCAGUUCCACAAAGAAAAGGAGCAGUGGCUGGUGUGAGCUGAAACAGGAAU